CUUAUAUUAAUUAUAUAUUGCUAUACUCAUAUAGAUAAGUGUUGCAUUUACAGUUCGUAGCAUGUACAUACUUCAAGAUAAUCUUUAAAAUGAUGUUAUACUUCACAUAAUAAUAGCAUCAACCUUCUGGAGUAAAAAAGAAAACCUAAUGAGUACUUUAUGAAAAUUUAGCCUGACACUGUAAUGCCUCAGCUAAGGAACACAGAACGUCUUCUUUCUCACACACACACUUUCACCUAAACUACAGCUUCUCUGUUCCCCAACCAUACAACAAGCCUUUGCACUAGAUACUUUCACAACAAGCUGCAGUAAUCAAGAUACUUCCAGCUCUUAUUUCAGAGCACAAGCCUGGACUGUGUGUAGAAGAGGUUGCUAUCUGCUGUAGGUCAUAUUACAGCAGCAAAUGAAGCCCCACCCCACGUUUCUUCUACUCAGUCCAUUACAUCUCAAAGCAUUUUUUUUCUCUAUGGUGCAGAUGACUCCUGCAUUCUAAGCACUUCACAGACAAGCAGAAAAAAAAGUUUUUAUCCUCCACCCAUCCCCCCAAGCUUUGUCCUUUCAUCUCAGCUAAUGAAGGCACUGCUCUGCUGAAAAUGUCUAGCAUGCCUUCCACAGCUAGGAGACAUGUCUACAUGCUCCUUGCUGUUAGAUAGACUUUGUGCACCCCCUGGUGCUCUAACGUUUUGUGUGGUUGAGAUUGUCUUCUCUCGCUCUCCCUUCUGGUUGCUCAUUAUUCAGAGAGAGGCAGAGACACAUGCACACACAUUCACUCAGUGAGAGAAAGACGGAUCUUUCAGGUCAUCUGCAGCUGCAGAGCAGCAGCAGCAGCAAGUGAAGGAGAGAGAGGAGGAGGAAAUACAGGGAAGGAGAUGGCAAUCCUCCAUUGCUGAGACUGGCAACACGAGAGUCAAGAAAGAACUCCAAGCCGAAAGCCACCAUCUCCCCACACACAUCAUAGACACAACGCCAGGAGCUGGAGCAGCCACGUCCAGAGCGCCCUAAUUUCCUAAUGUAAGAACAUAACAGUGGGCCAUGGAAGUUCUCCAGUGUGAUGGAUGUGACUUCAGAGCGCAGUCCUAUGAAGAUCUAAAGGCUCACAUACAAGAUGUCCACACUGCAUUUUUGCAGCCAACAGAUGUCACUGAGGAAAAUUCUAGUCAGUCGAGACCUGUGGGUACAAGUUCCACCAACCAGUCAGAAACUGUCUUUUCUACUAUGAAAGAUGAAUUUGUGCCUACAGAAGAAACUCAUGGCCAGACUCCUCCCCAAGCAAACACUGUUUCAUACUACAGCCACAGUCCUGGUUUUUAUGGUCUGUCUUCUGCAAGCAGUUCCAAACCAACCAAUAAGUUUUUCCAGUGUAAAUAUUGUGUUCGCUAUUUUCGAUCGAAAUACCUUCUUGUGGAGCAUACUAGGAAAGUCCAUGGACAUGGUGGAGGAAGUAUAGGAACUCCUGGAAAUUAUAACAUUAUGCUGCAUGAUGGAUUUGGCAAGGUCUUCUCAUGUCAGUUUUGCACUUACAAGUCACCUAGAAGAGCAAGAAUAAUUAAACAUCAGAAAAUGUACCACAAGAAUAGCAUGAAGGAAACGUCAGCACCAUCAGUUUCCCAAACUACACCUGUUUCCAUGCCAAUGCAAGAAACCUGUAAAGAAUUGCCAGCUGAAGUGGUGGAGCGUAGUAUAUUAGAAUCUAUGGUAAAACCCCUAACAAAGUCUAGGGGAAACUUUUGCUGUGAAUGGUGCAGCUACCAGACUCCAAGAAGGGAGCGCUGGUGUGAUCAUAUGAUGAAAAAACAUCGUGGGAUGGUCAAAAUAUUGUCAAGCUUAAGACAAGAUGGACUAAACUUACCAGAUGUACAAAAUAAAGGAUCACAAGUACCUGGGCCUGGAACGAGCUAUAUGCCCCUAAACAUGGCAACACAUGAUCUUUCCAAUGCUAAUAUUUCUAGUUAUAGGGGUCCCAUGAGUAAUCUCCCAGGAGGUAAUGUUUCUAAAUAUCAGUCAAUGUCAUAUGUUUCAAUAAAACCAAAACUCCCCACAAAUGCUGGCAUUUUGAAUUUGUCAGACAGGUCCCCUUAUGGAAUUCCAGAAAAGUCGAGUUCCAUGAUUGAUAUGGAUGAGAAUAGCUUAUUAAAUGACUCAAGUUCUGAUGAAGAUUAUAUUGAAAUUGAUGGUGAAAAUGGCUUAAGUCUAAUUGAUCAUGACAUGUCUGGGGAUCCACUAUUGGCAUCUGAGAACAACAAAUUGCUGGAGACAAAGGGGAUUCCUUUUAGAAGAUUUAUGAACAGAUUUCAGUGUCCUUUUUGCCCAUUUCUCACAAUGCAUCGGCGGAGUAUCUCCCGUCACAUUGAAAAUAUUCACUUGUCUGGAAAGACACCUGUUUAUAAGUGUGAUGAAUGUCCGUUUUCAUGCAAAAGUCCACUAAAGCUAGGCGCACAUAAGCAGUGUCACAGUGGUGCAUCACCUGAGUGGGAUCCAUUGAGCUCACUAAGUGAAAGUAUGUCAUCAUUAAAUGAAACUUAUGAAACUAACCAUAUGAAUGGCAGAAAAUCUGGAAACCUUACAGACUCUUCUCAGCAGAACCCAUACAAGUGUACGAUCUGCAACUAUUCUACAAUAACCUUGAAAGGUCUACGUGUUCAUCAGCAGCACAAGCACUCAUUCUGUGACAAUAUGCCAAACAGUAGUGGCAAUUUGUUACGACCGAUGCAAGAUAAUGAACUAGAUGCUAAUAAUUCUGGAACUGUGAGAAAGAGUCAAACGUCUAUUUUGGGAUUAUCUUCAAAAAAUAAUUUUGUAGCUAAAACAGCUAGGAAAAACUUAAAUGACUUUCCUUUGGACUUGUCACCUGUGAAAAAAAGAACUAGAAUUGAUGAAAUUGCAAGCAAUUUACAGAGCAAGAUUAACCAAAGUAAACAACAUGAAGAUUCAAUCAUCAAUGUGGAGGAUGAUGAAGAUGAUGAAGAGAAUGAGGUGGAAAUAGAAGUAGAACUUGACAAAGAGGAGGAUCCUUCAGAACAGAUGGAGGAAGCAGAUCAAUAUCCUAUCCAGCAAAUCUGGAAUCGAGAGAUGAGUAUGUCCCAAAAAAAUAUGAACUUUAGGAACAUCCAGCAUAACUACUCCGCAUCCAACGGAGCUGAAAUUGAGUUGACAUUGUCUGAUGAUGACGAAGACUACUACUUCCAAUCUGCUGGUCUUAAAGACCAAGAACAAAAUUCAUCCACUGCUUGCGACCAAUCUAACAUGUAUAACGAGAGUGACCAAAAUGAAAAUUCUGAGUAUAUGGAUGAGUCGGGAAGAUUAUAUUACUGCAAACACUGUGAUUUUAGCAACAAGUCUGCCCGAAGUGUUAGCACUCAUUAUCAACGCAUGCAUCCCUACAUUAAAUUCAGUUUUAGGUACAUCUUAGAUCCCAGUGAUCACAGUGCAGUAUACCGAUGUCUUGAAUGCUAUAUUGACUACAAUAAUUUUGAGGAUUUACAACAACAUUAUUCAGAGCAUCAUCCAGAAGCCAUGAAUGUUCUCAAUUUUGACCAGUCAGAUCUGAUUUAUAGAUGCCGCUUUUGUUCUUACACAAGCCCAAAUGUUCGGAGCUUGAUGCCACACUACCAAAGAAUGCACCCAACGGUUAAAAUCAAUAAUGCUAUGAUAUUUUCAAGUUAUGUUGUUGAGAGAAGCCAAGAGGAGCUCAAUUCUGAAUCACAAACCUUAAGAGAAAUUUUGAAUUCUGCUCCCAAAAGUCUGGUGACAUCUACGCCAUCAGGACAUGGAGCUAGUGGCUCAUCAUCAUUUAAUAAAUCUACAGCAAGCAUCACAAAGUCUCCUCCUGCAGACAAUGACAGUCAGAAGGGUUCUGCUGUUAAUAAUGUUGUGGUAUACGAUUGUGAUAUUUGUGGAUUUGCAAGUCCAAACAUGCAUUCUGUUUUGGUUCACUAUCAAAAGAAGCAUCCUGAUGAAAAGGCCUCCUACUUCAGGAUUCAGAAAACAAUGCGUGUUGUCUCUGUGGACAGUGGAACAGCCAUUUCGCAACUGGCUUUUGAUGGAGGCUCUUCUGUAACUCCAAAUUCUACCAAUGUGGCUUCUCCACCAGAAGUAAAUAUUGAGCUAUACUAUUGCAAACACUGUUCGUAUAGUAAUCGUUCUGUAGUUGGUGUACUAGUUCAUUAUCAAAAACGGCAUCCUGAAAUUAAAGUUACUGCAAAGUACAUUAGACAGGCUCCUCCAACAUCUGAGACCAUGAGAAAUGCAGAUACCCCGAAAACCACACCUGGAAAGCCGUCUAACCCAGUGCACAGUGCAAAGAAGAGCAAUGCUCAACCAAAAGAAAAUGAAAUGUUCUUCUGCCAGCAUUGUGACUAUGGUAAUCAAACAGUCAAAGGAGUUCUAAUUCAUUAUCAAAAGAAGCAUAGAGAUUUUAAGGUAAAUGCUGAUGUUAUUAGACAGCACACAGCUGCAAUAAGGAGUCUCUGUGAGCAAGGACAAAAGAAAACUACAACUAGCACACAAAAUCCACCUUCCACUAGUGAGCCUGAGAAGAACAAACUCAGAAGUAUCAAAUGCAGGCAGUGUUCAUUUUCAACCCCUUAUGUUUAUGCACUUAGAAAGCAUAUGAAGAAAGAUCAUCCUAGUCUUAAGGCUACUGUGACAUCCAUAUUGAAAUGGGCCUUUUUAGAUGGCUUUAUUGAAGCUGGCUUUCACUGUGAAUGGUGUAUUUACUCUCAUCCGGAGCCAAGUGGUCUUCUUGAACACUACCAAAGAAGGCAUCCGGAGCAUUAUGUGGAUUAUACCUACAUGGCAACAAAGCUGUGUGCUGGACCAGACCACUCACCUGCCCAAACAGCACCUGAACCAAAAUCCUAUAAAUGCAGAGACUGUACAUUUGAAGCACCUUCCAUUUGGGAUAUCACUAACCACUAUCAAGCUAUACACCCAUGGGCUCUGAAAGGUGAUGAAUCUGUACUUCUUGAAAUCAUUAAAGAGAAGGAUGCUGCACAAAAGUCAAAUUCAGAAGAAGCUACAACUUCAAAGGCUCCAUCUACCCAAAAAAGUUUCAUAAAUGCAGAAAUGUAUAUGGAGAGUGGAGAUGAUUCCAGUAUAUUACAAGAAAAACCAUCACAAUUGUCCUCUGCUCUGUCCUCAUCACCGUAUCAGUGCACAGUUUGCCUAUCUGAGUACAAUAAUCUUCAUGGCCUCCUGACCCAUUAUGGCAAGAAGCAUCCUGGUAUGAAAGUUAAAGCUGCUGAUUUUGCCCAGGAUGUGGACAUAAACCCUGGAGCAGUGUAUAAAUGCAGACACUGUCCAUACAUUAAUACCCGUAUUCAUGGUGUUCUUACCCACUACCAAAAACGACACCCCUUAAUUAAGGUCACUGCUGAAGACUUUGUGCAUGAUGUGGAACCGCCUAAUGACUCAGCCCAGAAUGAAGCUGAAGAAAACCGAAUAUUUAAACAAGGCUAUGGUGCCUACCGUUGUAAAAUAUGUCCCUAUACCCAUGGCACACUAGAAAAAUUGAAAAUACACUAUGAAAAAUAUCAUCAUCAACCAGAACCUGACAUGCUUUCACAGAAUCCUCAGACAGAAGUUUCUAUUGCGGAACCAGACAGUCCAUCAGAAGAGCAACCACCACAGACUGUUGUUACUCUAGAACCUGGUGAAGUGACUGAAAUGACUGGUUUCAGACCACGUAAAAACAUGGCCUCACACACAGUCUUUAAGUGCCAAUUAUGUAAAUAUUUCUGCUCUACCAGGAAAGGUAUAGCUAGACACUACCGUAUCAAACAUAAUAAUGUGCGUGCACAACCAGAGGGCAAAAAUAAUUUGUUUAAAUGUGCACUGUGUUCCUAUACUAAUCCAAUUCGCAAAGGUCUAGCAGCACAUUACCAGAAACGGCAUGACAUUGAUGCCUACUAUACUCACUGUUUAGCAGCAUCUAGAACAGUUAGUGAUAAACCAAACAAAGUUGUUGUUCCUACUCCGCGAAAAGAUGAUAAUCCUGACCUAAGUGAUGAGUUGAAGAAAGCUAUCGAAAUGAAAACAUGUUCUAUAUGUUCAUUUCAAUCUUACAGUAAAAAAGGGAUUGUGUCUCAUUACAUAAAACGACAUCCUGGGGUUAUCCCCAAAAAACAACCUGCUAGUAAGCUUGGUAGUUAUUUUACAGCUGUGUAUGCAGACGAUAAUGAAAGCCAAAGCUCUUCUGAGGACAAAGCAGAAAUUGAGCCGCCAUUUGAAGAUUUUGAUUCCCAAGAACCAGAACUACUUCCAUUUAGAUGUAUUAAAUGCUUCAAGCUUUCAUUUAGCACAGCUGACCUCUUGUGCAUGCAUUACACAGAUCAUCACAGCAAGGACAUAAAGCGAGACUUCUCUAUCUUGGGUACCUCUGGUACCCGCUCCUAUACCACCACGUAUCAGUGCAAGCAUUGUACUAGUAAAUUAAACAGUAUUAGUGAACUGACCUUCCAUUUGAACUGUCACAUUGAAGAUUUUCAAAAACGUGCCAAACGCCAGGAGAGACGGAAGCAGCUUUUACACAAGCAAAAAAUUGCUGAGAAUUCUAUUUCAGAUGCUAAAUCAGAAAAGACAGGAGGUGGCCAAGAGGCAGUGCAUAAGAGAUUAACAGAAAAGGUAGUUGUGGGCUACAAGUGUAAAUUCUGCGUGGAAGUCCAUCCCACACUUCGAGCCAUCUGUAAUCAUCUUCGCAAACAUGUCCAGUAUGGAAAUGCUCCCCCAAUUCCUCCUGAAUUACAGGAUGAGACUGAUCUGCAAAACAAAGAUGUUGAAGAGGAGCCAACUGACCCCUGCACUGAGCCAAGAGAAGAAGCUGCUGAGGUAGAAACAAAGGAGAUAAAGAUGGGGCCACGUUGCAGACCUGGUGGCUACCCCUGUAAGCAGUGUGAUCGUGUUCUAAUGUCCAUGCAAGGCCUGCGUUCCCAUGAGAGGAGUCACUUGGCACUAGCUAUGUUUAAUCGAGAAGUCAAGUACAGCUGCCAGUUCUGCUCCUUUGUCUCUGCCUUCAGACACAAUCUGGAUCGUCAUAUUCAGGAUCAUCAUGGACAUCACACUCCAUUUAGAUGCAAACAUUGCCCUUUCAAAUCCUCCUACAGUAGCCGUCUGAAGACACACAUUAUAAAAGCGCAUGGUGGUGAGCAUGCAUACAAAUGUUCAUUAUGCUCUGUAUCGACAAUGACAAUCAGUCAGUUAAAGGAUCACUCUUUAAAAGUUCAUGGGAAAACUCUUCCACUGCCAAAACUACGCACCAUGAUUCCAAAUAGCCCUCGUGCCAAGCAAAGCUCAAGGAUUGGAAAGGAAUCUGGUCUAGAUGACUCGUUGUAUUCAGAGCCACCAGAUGUUCAGCAGCAGCUCAACCAUUAUCAGUCAGCAGCACUGGCCAGAAGUAACUGCAAUAGCAGCCCCACACCUCUCUCUGUAGCUAACUCUCCCUCAGAGCAAAAAGAUGAAGCUGCCCUCAACUGUGAAUUUUGUGACUUUUCCUCUGGGUAUAUUCAGAGCAUUCGCCGUCACUACAGGGACAAACAUGGAGGAAAGAAGCUAUUUAAGUGCAAGGAUUGCACAUUUUAUACAUGCUUCAAAUCUGCUUUUACUAUGCAUGUUGAAGCUGGCCAUUCAACUACUCCCAAAGAGGGACCCAAAGAUCUUCGAUGUCCCUUCUGUUUGUAUCAUACCAAAUAUAAGCACAACAUGAUUGAUCAUAUUGUCCUACACAGAGAAGAGAGAGUUGUCCCGAUUGAAGUUUGCCGCUCCAAGUUAUCAAAACAAUUGCAAGGAGUUGUGUUCCGAUGUGAUAAAUGCACGUUUACCUGCUCCAGUGAUGAAAGCUUGCAACAACACAUAGAGAAGCACAAUGAAUUGAAGCCUUACAAAUGUCAGCUAUGCUACUAUGAAACCAAGCAAAAUGAAGAGCUAGAAAGCCAUCUGAGGAAUGAGCAUAAGGUAUGCCGCAACUUUGAACUAGUUGGAUUAGUUAAUUUAGAUCAGUUAGAACAAUUGAAAGAUAAAACUGAGCCUUCCAGCAGUGAUGAAGAAGAUAUUGGAGUUAAGCCUGACGAUACCGUGGAGUUUUCUGGUGUUAAAGAUAUUCCUCAAGAAAAACGCUUUCCAUGUGAAUUCUGUGGAAGAACCUUUGCAUUAAACACUGAAUGGGAGCGGCAUGUUUUAAGACACGGCAUGACUGUUGGUGAAAACAGAAAAGAGAAUGUGGAAAACGGAAAGCCUUUAGACAAUAUAGAGGACACCUGGUGCGACACAAAGCAGGAGGAAAGGACAAUAGAUGCUUCCCAACAAACAGGAUCCUCUUGUUUUAAAAAUCUUUUGGUGACCAAAACAGAAUAAUUAUUUCAGGAGACGCAAUGAGAAACUUUGCAAACAUUGAUUCAACAGAAGAAAGUACACGAAAAGCUGCUUUUUGGACCUAUAACUUUUUUUUUAUUUUAUUUUCCUUUUCCCCAAGCACUGGUACUUGUGUGUAUAAAGUACAAGAAACUGAUUCACACCAUGACAUUACUACUUGUCAUCUUUUUUUCGUACUUUGUUAUAAUAAUUUUAUUGUGAAUUAAUAGGGGAAUUAAACAUUCAGUUUUCUCCUAAGGCUGACUUACAAUUUUAAAUAGCACCACUUUUAGGAGAACUUUUUAAUACGAGCUUUCCAUAUUUUGCCACUGCUCUAGAGACAAUAAACUGUGUCAAGCAUUGCUCUGUGACUAUGGUGGUCAUCAAAUUCCUAGUACCUCUAGAAAAAAAAAAUGUUCCAGGGAAAUUUUAAGCGUUUACAUACAGUAAGCUGCUUUUCCAGGCGGAUGAAUAUCGAGAAGGUGUCGAAAUAACAAAGAACAAAAUAACAAUGCGUGAGAAAUAGUCAUGACAUCUUACUACAAAUGCUUUCAUGGACUUGGUCUUUAAAUACUGUGAUUUCCUUUUAUUUCUAUUUUUUAAUAAACAUAAAAGUGGCUGAAAAUGGUUGAACAUUAUAGGUAUCGGUGAAUGAUCACAUAUAGAUAUAUAUAUUUUAUUUGGAAUCCUUACCAUGUUUAAUGUGUUCUCACGCCGAAUGUUCAGCAGGCCUUUCAGGUCUUUUCUAUUUAGUUUAGUCUUGCAGUAAACAGCAUAGGUCUUUUAACUGAUUAGAAUGACUGAAAUAUGUAUGUUCGAUAUGAAUUUUCUGCAUAUUCACACUGUAUACAGAAUGACCCAUCUUGUUUCCAGCAUGCUUAUUUGAUGCCUAUAUGAAAUAUUUGAGACACAUCUCGCAAGCGUUUAAUUUCUAUUGGUCUAAUACAUUUAACAUAUUUGACUUUUAAAUGCCCUCUCCUGGUUUUUCUUUUUUCUGAUGUGAGAUACCAAAAAUGACUACCACAUGACGAUUUUUCUCAACCUGUAUUUUGACGCAUAUAUAUAUAUACACACACACACAACAUUAAAAACUUCUAAUUUUUACAUUUUUAAAGGUUAACCAUAUUUUCUGCAAAAGUUAUGGUUCAUCUUUUUAAUGUAAAUAUAGGCUUUUGUUUCUGUUCAAUGUAAUACGCAUUGCACUUUUUUAUUAAGAGAUUUUGAAAGGUUUGUUUUCUGGCACUGUUCUGUUAUUGUUAUACUUAAAACUAAAGUUGUGUUCAUUUGGCUUUUAGCAUGAGACUCAUUUUUGAGUUGCUGUAAUAUAUCCCCUACCUCAUGCCUUCACUUGUGAUCAAAAAUCAUUUCAGGUUUAUCUUGCUGGAAACUUUGUAAAACAGAAAUUAUAUAUAAUUUCAACUAAGCUUUCAAAAUGGUUAAUUUAUACUUGUGUAAGGGAGCCACAACUAGUUUGUACUGAUUAAAAAUAAAUAAAUACAUAAAACAAUGGACUUUGUCUGCAUCAGGGCUUAAGUGCCAACUGCAAAAAUAUUUCUUACCGUGGAGAGUCCUUGAACACUGAAACUUGCCAACGUAAUGAUUGGCCUUUUCUUCAAGCUCCCUUGUACUUCGUACUAAUGGAGUGGCUACCAAAAAAUACAAUGCGUGUUUUUAAUGUGAUGUUUUAUCACUACUUAAUUUUUUAAACAACAUGUAAAUAUUGUAAUCCAUUGAACUUUGCUUUGCUAACCUAUUAAUUAAACUAUGGGACCAUUAUCCUUUUAAAUAACUUGUUUGGCUUUUUUUUCUCUUUUUUUUGUCAUACUGUGCAAGUAUCACAGAAGGCUUUCUUCAACCCUAUAUUUAAGAUGACACUGGAUGUUAUAACGUCUUUAGAGCUGUCCUCUUUUAAACGUAAAAUGUCUCCAUGCAACUUUGAUAACCGUAUUUGUUACACCUUUUGGGGUCUAUUUACAAAAGGUAGUAAACUCUAGAUCUGUUGUUGAGGGAGAAUAUUCUUCUAAUUUAAGAAACUCACUAGUGCUUGCAAAGCCCUCUUAGUGACUUUAUCCCUGUUCACUCAGAUACCCAGAAUGUUUUUUUUUUUUUUGUGUGUGAAGGCCCCAUAAUGCCCAACAGAAUUAGAGGCAUUCUGGAGCUUUGUGCAAACUUUAUUUCACUAAUAACUGACAUCUUCGAUUUUCUUUCAGCUUCCAAACUUUUUUUCAUGGCUAAAAAAUACACAUGGGGUUUUUUGACCAUUGUCCGUUCAUGGAGGCUUACUCAUUUUGUACACAAAAAGAGUUGUCUUAUCUUUGAAAACUAUUCUCCAUGUAAUAGAGAGGGUGGACUGUUAUCUCUUGGUCUACAUGAUCAAUAUCUGUAAUUUCCUAUUAAAAAUAAACAUAAGAGAUUCUC
Molecule: messenger RNA, 10761 nt
Organism: Pseudophryne corroboree (corroboree frog)
Lineage: Eukaryota; Metazoa; Chordata; Amphibia; Anura; Myobatrachidae
Gene: ZNF462
Product: zinc finger protein 462
Exons: 13
Coding region: 1033-8346 (2437 amino acids)
Biological process (GO): positive regulation of transcription by RNA polymerase II
Cellular component (GO): nucleus
Source: RefSeq, a predicted model, not a curated record